Larimichthys crocea (large yellow croaker) is the source of this 3699-nucleotide messenger RNA. It is a transcript of the gene gmip, whose product is annotated as GEM interacting protein. The transcript has 21 exons. Gene Ontology annotation, biological process: signal transduction; activation of GTPase activity; negative regulation of GTPase activity. The record is from RefSeq and is a predicted model, not a curated record. Gene Ontology annotation, cellular component: plasma membrane. Gene Ontology annotation, molecular function: GTPase activator activity. NCBI's taxonomy places the organism in Eukaryota, Metazoa, Chordata, Actinopteri, Sciaenidae. Bases 213 to 3368 code for a protein of 1051 amino acids.
ACACUCAGAGAAAGAACCUUUUUUAGAAAACGGUAGCAAGCUCAGAGCUGCAUGCUAAUAAUUUAGCACCAGUGUGACAGUGUGUGCACACACUGCAGUGCUGAUUUCCUGCACAUUCACUUUGACACUGAUCUCUUUAUAGUGUUUUGUAGUAGUGUGACCUUGAUGAUGUGUGAGUGGUAUUAUUAGGGGGUUUUGAUGAUAGUGUAGAAAUGGAAGAAGACCAAGUGCCAAACAAGGAUUCCUCUCAAGUAACAGAUGUGAAGAAGGUGCAGCGCAAAUCUGAAACCAAGCGAUACAGUGAGAUCUUCCGAGAAUUUGACAAUCUUGAUUUAUCUAUACUCUCUUCUGCGGAGGUGGAUCUGCUGUCAGACAUUGACUCACAGUCCAUCACAGAAUCCAUCCCUGCCGAAGGUGUAGAGCAGCAAGAUGUGUCUGAAACCACUUACAGAAUAUCAGAGACGUGUGAAGAUACAUUUAGUCCACAGAAACGCCCUGAGGCCAAUGAAGUGGAUGGAAACCAAUCAGCCCAGGAAGCAGACCUGACUCUUUGUCGCUGUGAAGAUGGAGUGGAGACGGCUCUGCAGUACACCAAACUGUGGUGCCGCUAUGCCAAAGACCUCCUGGCCUGGAUGGAGAAGAGAAUCAGCUUGGAACAAGAAUUUGCAAAAAAUGUGAUUAAGACAGCUGAAGGAGCAAAAGCCAACGUGACACUUCAGGAAAUGAUGCCCCUGCAGUACAUCUACACAAUGGCGCUAGAGCAAGACAUCAAGAACAGUGUGAACUCCAAAAAGACUUCAGAACUGCUACAAAACCGCUGUUACCAAGCUUUGGCUGCCAAGAAGAAUGAGAUUGACAAGUGGCGCAGAGAGUUUAAGGAGCAAUGGGCAAGAGAACAAAGGAAGAUGAACGAAGCAGUGACAGCUCUUAAAAAGACUCGUCAGCAAUAUUUCCAGCGCUGUGAUGAACUAGAAAAAGCUAAAGCUAUCUCUGCUAAAGCUUUGGAUGACACAGCUGGAACCAAAACAGUGGAUAAGAGGCGGAAAUCCAAGGAUGAAGCCCAGAUUAAGGCGAUGGAGGCAGAGCUCCAGUACAAACAGUGUGUGAUUGAUGCCAAGAUACACCAGGAUGACUUAGUGAAGGUCAAGGAGAGAAUUAUUUCCCACAUUCGCAAGCUCAUCUGUCAGGGAGACACUGUGCUCAAGGAGGCCACAGUCAACAUGUUUUACUAUCAACGGCAGCAAACGGAGCCUGUUCCCCUUGGCUAUCACAACCUGGAGGUGACAUGCAGGUCACUGGAGCCGGGUGAGCCCUACCUGCUCUACAUCCUCAGUAAACGUCGUCCCGAACAGCCUCUCCAAGUCUUUACCUUCCAGGAGUAUGUUCCUCAGGGCAAAGGGAACAAACGGAAAACCAGCAACCCUCUUAGCUCUGUGCAGGACUGCUCACCUAUGACAGAUGAUAGUCCUUACAGACGAUCCGGCGAUGGCAAGAAAACAGGGUACAGUGACAUUGAGAGUUUGGGAGGCAGUUCGGAAUCUUUGUCCAGUCCUGCACACACUAAUAGGAGGCUGCCUAAAACUGCAUCGAGCUUGACUGUGUCAUCAGACGACCUGGAUGAGCGGGAUAUGGCAUCAGAAUCAGAGUACAUCGAUAGUCAGCUAGACAAAGUGCGUGCACUUUCAGGAGCUGCACUGACACACAGACUCAGGAAGAUGAAGAGCAAGAUGGUCAAAUGCAAGCAGUGUGAUAACUACAUUGUUGUCAGUGGGGUCGAAUGUAAGGAGUGCGGGCUGGCUUUGCACAGGAAGUGUAUGGAGGUGUGUCAGCUAGAGUGUGAACACCGGAAGGGGACUGUGUUUGGGGUUGAUCUCUCUCAGCUGCCACGUGAUAGGCCAGAUGAGGUUCCCUUUGUGGUACUACAAUGUAUAUCUGAGAUUGAGAGUCGAGCUCUUUCGGUCCAGGGGGUGUAUCGUGUAAGUGGGUCCAAGCCUCGCAUCCAGAAGAUCUGUCAGGCCUUUGAAACGCAAAAGGAUCAGGUGGACCUCUCUGACCUCUCACCGCAUGACAUCACCUCAAUCCUUAAACAGUUUCUGAAAGAGCUCCCGGAGCCCUUACUAACUUUUGAUCUGUACAAUAAUUUCAUCGCAAUGGGAAAGAUUAUUCAGAACCUGAGUGAAAGGGAGCCUACACCAGACACUAAUGAGAUAAUGGACAUCACUGACAGGCUGCAAAACCUACUACAGAAACUCCCUUCAUAUUGCUACAGCACCUUGCAGCACCUGAUGUCACACCUGCAAAAAGUUUCAGAGAACUGCGAAAACAAGAUGUCCCCAAGCAAUUUGGGCAUUGUGUUUGGGCCAACGCUAUUGCGCCCCCUUGUGUCCACAGACAUUUCAAUGAUUGCCCUGAUGGAGACCAGUUACCAGGCUGCACUUGUUGAAUUCCUCAUCACACACCACGACGAGUUUUUUGUACAUCAGCAAAGACCCAGUACACCCCCUCCUCCAGCCCCUACUGCACCUCUUCCAGACACUCCUCCCAGAGCUUCAUGCCCCCUGGAUGGGGAUGUUUAUGAUGGCUCAGAACAGGAGAGCCCCUCCAGACCACGGCCAAACUCAGUAGAACUUCGAACAAUCAAGAGAGAGUCAAGUGAGGGUUAUAUUUCUGACAAGUCUUCAUCCAAUGAGGCAGUGGACCAGUUCAGCUCUGAAGCCAAUGAGAGAGCAGUCCUGGCUAUGAGAGGGGCAUCAAGCAAUCCUCGGGGUGAGCCGAUGGGGGAACCAGACUUUGUUAUGGGGGCCCAGCCACACUAUCGCUUCACCAGACAGCCUGUGAAGUAUUACCGGCAUCAUAACCCAGGAACCCGACUCCCCAGCCAAGGUCGUCCAACCAGACUGCCUGCAAACCCAGCAAGUGGAAGUCCAGGGAGUGAAGAUAGUAGCCGCAGUUCUUCUCCAGAGCCAGAGACACAGAGACUUUCCCAAAACAUAGAUGUCCACUAUGAGAACACCCGCCAACACCACCCGGCCACGGUUGCCAUAGAGAGUAGAGUGGACAUCCCACUGAGGCCCCGUGAGGUUGUACAGUACAUGCUGGGACUGGACUCAACAUGUUCAUCAGCUGCAACUGCAACAUCAUCCAGUACAGCACAGGAGUCCUCCCAGGAGGUGGUGGCUGCUUGUCCUGCUGAUCGGAACAUAAAUCUUCCCAAUAAUAGACAGAGUGCCGGAGAGAGUCGAUCUCUGUGUCAGUCACAAAGGACACUUCCUGUUGAGCACAACCUGACCUCACCAGCCCAGAAGAUCCUGUCUGGACUGAAACUGAAACGGAGCCAUUCAGGGAAAGAUGAGCAGCUCUUUGUAUGAGAAAAGAUAGAAAUCAAUAGUCAAUCAGUCUAUUCUCUCUCUCUCACACACACACACACACACCAUCUCUGGAGGAUGUAAAAUCAUUAAUGUCACCUUUAUUGUGUGUAAUGACUGCAACUGCUAUCAAGGUUCAUGAAGUUUUCAUAAAUUAAAUGCUACACACGAAUAUCACUUGAAACACAAAACUGAAAAAUAAUAAUAAUAUUUUAAAAAAUAACUUGGAUGAUGAUUCAGUUACCAAAAAGUUAAAAUUCAAAUUCACAAUCACAUCUUUAAGGAAACACUGUUGAACAGUUCAGGCUUACUUGGAUGCCACAGCUUUAUUACC